AUGACUGAUUCACGUUUUUCUGUGGGAAUUCUAACAGUCAGUGAUACAUGUUCCAAGGAUAUUUCACUUGACAAAAGUGGUGCAGUCGCAGAACAAUUACUUCAAGCUGCAGGAUUCCGCGUCCCGUUACGAGAUUGUGUUCCAGAUGAUAAGCAUGCUAUUCGUUCUAAAAUUAUACACUGGAUAAAAUCUGGUCAAGUUGAAGUUAUUUUCACCUUAGGCGGUACAGGUCUAUCUAGUCGAGAUGUUACAUCAGAUGUCAUUCUUGAAUUAAUUCCUGAAAGCCAACAUCUACCUGGUAUUGUUCACUCUCUGUAUUCAGUAUCUCUUCAGCAUACUGCAAUGGCUGGUUUAUCACGUUUUGUAGCCGGUGUCUAUGAGCAUACCCUAUUGAUAGCGCUACCCGGUAGUGUGCAGGCAGCCUCUCAGUGUAUUCCAACUAUCCUCCCGAUAAUGAAACACGCUAUUCAUCAAAUUAAAGGUUGGGAUCAUCUUGUUAAACAGGAACAUUCAAGUCAGUAUAAUCAUAAUCCGUGUAAAAGCAUUUUAAAAAACGGCUUAAAUCAUCAUUCAAUUCCGUGUAGUGUUGUUAAUCGUUGUAGACAAUCUAAACACCCGAUGAUAUCAGUUGAUGAAGCCUUGAAGAAAAUAUUCACAAUUUCUAAUAAUCAUAAUAAUAAUAAUUUAAUCGAGACUGAAGCAGUAUUUUAUAAAAAUGCUUUAAAUCGAGUACUAGGUCGAAGUCUUAAAGCACGUCAACACAUCCCGCCCUUUGAUGCAAGUAUUAUGGAUGGAUAUGCUAUGCAAUUUAAAGAUGGUGUUGUUGGCCAAUUGAAGGUGAUAGGAGCAUUGUGCGCUGGUGAUUCUAAUUUUAAAAGUGAGAAACUGACUGUCGUCCCAGGUACAUGUGUUCGUGUUAGCACAGGUGGUCCUAUUCCCCCAGGAGCAGAUUGUGUAGUUCCAGUGGAGCAUACAAGGCUUAUUUCUAAACGGUUUGUUGAAACUGAUGGUAAAUCCCCUGAAGAGGGGGAGGAAGAAGAAGAUAUUAUCGAAGUGACAGUUCCACCUGAAAAGGUCAGUCAAUUUAUACGUCCAUGUGGUUUCGAUCUAAAGAAAUGUGAUAUCUUCAAGAGAGGCUUACUUCUUGGUCCAGUUGAACUGGGUCUGAUUUCAGCUGCCGGCUUACUGGCACCUUGGCCAACUAACUGUACAGAUAUUCUUGAAGAAAGUGAAGAUCCAAUCCCUAUACCAGUGAUGAAAUAUCUCUCUCAAGGUGGAUAUCUACCUUGUCUAAAACAAUAUUCUAUUGGUGUUUUAUCAACUGGGAAUGAAGUGUUCGACGGAGUUGUUCCUGAAACCAGACCUUGUAUAAGAGACAGUAAUCGUCCAGUCCUAAUCAAUCUGUUACGUCAGCAUAAUUAUCAUAAUGUUAUUGAUUUUGGAAUCCUGUCGGAUGAUCGACAAUCUGUGUAUACAGGCUUAUCUAAAGCUUUAGCUUCAUGUGAUAUCUUAAUCACCUCAGGCGGUGUUAGUAUGGGUGAACGGGAUAUUAUCAGUCAGAUACUAGUUGACGAAUUCCAGGCAACUCUACACUUUGGUCGUGUUUUUAUGAAACCUGGAAAACCGACAACAUUUCUGUCUGUACCUCGAUGUAUUACUACUACUACUAACGCAACAACAAACUUAAAUGCUACAAGUCAACAAUCUGUGCUAGUCUUCUGUCUACCAGGUAAUCCGGUGUCGUGUUAUGUGACAACACACUUGUUUGUUUUACCAUUACUACGAAAAUUGGAUGGAAAACCGUCAGAAGAAUGGUGUUUUCCAACUAUUCAAGUUCGAUUGUUGCAUACAGUUAGGCUAGGUAAUCGUCCAGAUUAUCGACGAGCAAAAUUGAUUUGGAAACAUGACCUGAGUGGUGGUGCUGCAGCAGUUCAACCGUCUAUACCUUGUGCCUCGUGUGAAUCUAUGGGUAGUCAAAUGAGUUCACGUUUAGCUAGUUGUCUUGAUACAAACUUGCUAUUAAUAUUACCUGAGUGUAAGGCAGAUAUGCAGGAAAUCUGUGCAAAUUCUGUUGUCAACGCUUUGGUUAUUAAUUCAAUGAAUUGAAAUUGAAAAUUAACCAUAUUGUUUUUGAGAAAAAAAAAUUAGUUUUUAGUUAUUUUUUUUUGUACUUUUAGGUAUGAAUAAAAUAUUAAUCCGCC
Molecule: messenger RNA, 2201 nt
Organism: Trichobilharzia regenti
Lineage: Eukaryota; Metazoa; Platyhelminthes; Trematoda; Strigeidida; Schistosomatidae
Source: the annotation of a GenBank genome assembly